Messenger RNA from Drosophila montana, 796 nucleotides. RefSeq names its product AP-3 complex subunit sigma-2 or (gene or). The transcript has 4 exons. The coding region runs from base 87 to 662 and encodes 191 amino acids. Lineage: Eukaryota; Metazoa; Arthropoda; Insecta; Diptera; Drosophilidae. Gene Ontology annotation, biological process: Golgi to vacuole transport; intracellular protein transport. Gene Ontology annotation, cellular component: membrane coat; AP-3 adaptor complex; intracellular membrane-bounded organelle. The record is from RefSeq and is a predicted model, not a curated record.
UUUCUUCGCUUGACAUUGUCAUCUCUUUGAUAGACAAUAUACAUAUGUAUCUUGAAUAUUUCUAAUAUUGAUUUUAAGAAUUAAAUAUGAUAAAGGCUAUACUAGUAUUUAACAAUCAUGGGAAGCCUCGAUUAUCUAAAUUUUAUCAAUAUUUUGAUGAGAACCUUCAACAACAAAUCAUUAAAGAGACGUUCCAAUUAGUAUCAAAGCGUGACGAUAACGUUUGCAAUUUCCUGGAAGGCGGCAGCUUGAUAGGCGGCUCAGAUUACAAGCUAAUAUACCGCCAUUAUGCAACACUGUACUUUGUAUUUUGUGUUGACUCCUCGGAGAGUGAGCUUGGUAUACUUGAUUUGAUACAAGUAUUCGUCGAAACCUUGGAUAAGUGUUUCGAAAACGUGUGUGAGCUGGAUUUAAUAUUUCAUGCUGAUGCCGUUCAUCAUAUUCUGUCAGAGCUGGUUAUGGGCGGAAUGGUACUGCAAACUAAUAUGAACGAUAUAAUAACCAGGAUUGAAGACCAAAAUAGGUUGAUUAAACAAGAAUCAGGAAUAUCUGCAGCACCAGCUCGUGCUGUAAGCGUUGUAAAAAGCAUGAACAUUCCACAACAAAUUAAGGACAUGAAACUGCCAGACUUACCACAGGCUAUAAAGGACCUAAAAUUUUGAUGUAAUAAAUAAACACAUAUGGUCCGAUCUCGGCUACAACUGUUAUUAUUAAAUAGGUAAUUUUAAGUUCUAAAGCUAGUAUCUGAAUUUAAUAUUGUACAUGUAAAAUUGAGUAUAACACUAACUUUUUAAAA